AUGACAGAGCCAUAUGCUAAAGUCGGUCGUGGUGGCGCGGGGAAUUUCUAUAGUCGUGAGGAUGUGAAGCAAACUGAGGAAGCACCGCCGAAAACAAAUCUCCAACCUCAAGUCCCGACCACAGAGUACGCGCAUACCGGCCGAGGAGGAGCGGGGAAUUGGGUGCAGCCUGCUACGCUGCCCUUACCUGUCACCGACCCAAAUCAUACUACGAAGGCGCCCGUAGUCCCAGAACGGGGAUCGAGUGCGAAUGCUGGGAAUGGAGGCGCUGCGGUGUAUAGAGGUGGGAGAGGCGGAGCGGGGAAUUAUAGUUGGGGUGUUGAUGAGGAGGUUACGGAGAGGAAGCGGAGGGAGGAAGAGGAGGUGAGGAGACGGGAGGAGGGGAUUAUAGAGGGGGUUAGGGGGGAGGUGGAGGGGACGUUGAGGGCGCCGCCAAGGGUUAAGGAUGGUGGACGAGGGAGAGUAUGA
Messenger RNA from Glarea lozoyensis ATCC 20868, 468 nucleotides. RefSeq lists its product as uncharacterized. NCBI's taxonomy places the organism in Eukaryota, Fungi, Ascomycota, Leotiomycetes, Helotiales, Helotiaceae. The record is from RefSeq and is a predicted model, not a curated record. The transcript has 2 exons. Bases 1 to 468 code for a protein of 155 amino acids.